Drepanopeziza brunnea f. sp. 'multigermtubi' MB_m1 is the source of this 1089-nucleotide messenger RNA. RefSeq lists its product as uncharacterized. Gene Ontology annotation, biological process: glucan catabolic process. The record is from RefSeq and is a predicted model, not a curated record. NCBI's taxonomy places the organism in Eukaryota, Fungi, Ascomycota, Leotiomycetes, Helotiales, Drepanopezizaceae. Gene Ontology annotation, molecular function: hydrolase activity, hydrolyzing O-glycosyl compounds.
AUGCGCUUCUCGUCUUCUUUCCUCGCCGCGGCUGGCCUGUCGGCUUUGGUUCUUGGUGCACCGGCCACGGAGGUCGAUGGCUGUGGCUCGGCGGAUGGCAGCUAUCCGGAAAGUCCUGCUCCAGACCCGGCUCCUGCCAGUCCAUCGAAGCCCACCAACUCAACAGGUGCGCUCCAAUGGGUGGGCACCAACCAAUCGGGGGCCGAGUUUGGACAAACCAAGCUCCCCGGAUUGCUUGGCAAGGAUUACACGUGGCCAUUGACGACAUCGAUUGAUAUCCUGAUCAAGAAGGGGAUGAACAUCUUCCGCAUUCCCUUCAUGAUGGAGCGCUUGGCGCAGACCAGCAUGACCGCUGACCUGAAUGCGACCUAUCUGGCUGAUAUGUCCGCGCUCGUCAACCACAUCACCACAGCCGGGGCCCAUGCCGUCAUCGACCCCCACAACUUCGGUCGCUAUGCGGGAUCUAUCAUCAGCUCUACCGCCGACUUCAAGACUUUCUGGACAAACGUCGCGACGGAGUUCAAGACCAACGAUAAGGUCAUCUUCGAUUGCAAUAACGAGUUCCACGACAUGAAUUCCAACCAACAGGUUGCCGACCUGAAUCAAGCUUGCAUCGAUGGAGUCAGAGCCGCCGGAGCGACAACGCAGUAUGUGUUUGUGGAAGGCACUUCCUACUCCGGCGCCUGGACAUGGACUACAUCAGGGAACUCGGAGGUGAUGGGUAGCCUCACUGACCCCUCCGACAAGAUCGUCUACGAAAUGCAUCAAUACCUCGACUCGGACGGAUCUGGAACUUCAGACGUGUGUGUAUCGGCUACCAUCGGUGCUGAGCGUAUCGCCGCGGCUACCAAAUGGCUUCAGGCCAACGGCAAGAAGGGUAUCAUCGGCGAAGUGGCAGGAGGGGACAAUCCUCAGUGCAAGUCUGCCGUCAAAGGCCUCCUGGACGCGCUUGCUGCUGCAAGCGAUGUCUGGAUGGGAGUCCUCUGGUGGGCGGGCGGUCCGUGGUGGGGCGAUUACAUGUUCAACAUGGAGCCAGAAGUCGGCGUGGGGUAUAAAGCCUACGCGGAUACUCUCGUUGGGUAUGCCUAG